This is a messenger RNA of Trametes versicolor FP-101664 SS1, 429 nucleotides long. RefSeq lists its product as uncharacterized. The record is from RefSeq and is a predicted model, not a curated record. The annotation marks the transcript as partial. The transcript has a single exon. NCBI's taxonomy places the organism in Eukaryota, Fungi, Basidiomycota, Agaricomycetes, Polyporales, Polyporaceae.
AUGCGGGGAGUGCCGGCCCAAUACGUCGACUGGUUGCGGGUCAAGUUGUCUGGGCGGAAGACUCGGCUGCAUUUUGAUGACUUCUCGUCCGACCUCUUUGAUAUCGCAAGCGGUAUCGACCAGGGCUGCCCACUUUCGGUCAUCCUCUACGCUUUUUACAAUUCUGAUCUUAUCGACAGUGCAGACACGAAGAAAGGCGAGCAUGCCGUGGGCUCGAUGGACGAUGUAGCAUUGGUGGUCACCGGCAAGACCUUUGUGGACUGCCAUGACAAGGUUCGGCGGUUCAUGGAGCGCGACGGUGGAGCAAACGACUGGUCUCGAGCGCACAACUCCGCGUUCUCCCUCGACAAGUUUGGCCUUAUCAACUGCAAGGCUCAACCGAAACGGAUUGGUCUCGGCCCGCAGCUCAAGUUGUCGGAUGGCACGGUC